GGCGUUUGCGGAACUGUUUUGGUCGCGUACCGGAGGUAGCCAGGGUGACAUUUCUCGCAGGCAUGGUCGCGCUCAUGUCGUGAGACUAAACGCGCUUCUUCUGGUCCGUGUGUCGUGUUUUUAUAUUUAUGUGUAAAUAGUUUAAAGAGUUUAAAGAGCGUCAUGGCGGCGUGGAGCUGCCGGGUUCUUCUUCAGCGACUCGUUUCUCUGCGAGCGGCGUCGGAAAGCCCUGCCCACUUGGUAGGUUAUGGAGUUAGGACAGUAAAGACCACGACGUGGUUUGAGGAACACCUCACAGAAGAUAACCAGGAGUACAUGAGGAAGAGCAUGGCAGAGGAAUACAGAAGACAAACAGCUGAGAAGCUCAAUCCCCUCAAAGAUGAGCCCUGGCAGCGCCAUGAGUGGACAGAGGGUAGUCGAAGAGUUGGGUUAGUAGCCUUGAAGUUGGGGAUGGCUCCUAUCUGGACGAAAACAGGAGAAAGACACGUGGUCACCAUGUUACAGGUGCAGGACUGUCAUGUAAUAAAACACCUGACCAAAGAAGAACAUGAUGGACACACUGCUGUUCUCUUGGUUGGAGGCAAAAACGUAUCACCAUUCUAUAGGUCUGAAGAGGAGGUGGAUAUGUUCAGGAAUGCAGGAGUGCCUCCAAAACAGAAAGUCACCAAAUUUAAAAUCUCCGACAACGCCAUCAUCAAGCCAGGCACUCCUCUGUAUGCAGCACAUUUCCGUCCGGGCCAAUAUGUCGACGUCACAGGCAAAUCCAUCGGUAAGGGUUUUCAAGGCGUCAUGAAGCGAUGGGGGUUCAAAGGUCAGCCAGCCACCCACGGUCAAACAAAAACUCAUCGCAGACCAGGAGCUUCUGGACCUGGAGGGGAUCCAGCCAAAGUUUUCAAAGGGAAAAAGAUGCCCGGCAAGAUGGGCAACACCUUCAAAACAGCUUUUGGACUGAAGAUAUGGAGGGUCAAUACCAAGUGUAAUGUGCUGUAUGUUCACGGGUCUGUCCCCGGCCACAGGAACUGCUUGCUGAAGGUAAGAGAUACCAUACUACCAACCAAGAGCUCCAACCUGGUCAACCCACCUUUCCCCACCUACUUCACCGAAGAAGAAGGCGACUUGGCUGAAGACCUGUACGAUGAUGACUUGUUCAUUCACACAGAUCCAUCGUUAACACUGACCUAACCACUCACUCACACACACACACAUACACACACAUGUCACGUUUUCAUUUAAACCCGCAAACUCUGUCUGGAUCCUGUAAUAAAGAGUAAAUCCUUUGAAGGUC
This is a messenger RNA of Larimichthys crocea (large yellow croaker), 1285 nucleotides long. It is a transcript of the gene mrpl3, whose product is annotated as mitochondrial ribosomal protein L3. Lineage: Eukaryota; Metazoa; Chordata; Actinopteri; Sciaenidae. Gene Ontology annotation, cellular component: mitochondrial large ribosomal subunit; ribosome. The record is from RefSeq and is a predicted model, not a curated record. Gene Ontology annotation, molecular function: structural constituent of ribosome. The transcript has 10 exons. Gene Ontology annotation, biological process: translation. Bases 163 to 1182 code for a protein of 339 amino acids.